Molecule: messenger RNA, 491 nt
Organism: Cucumis melo (muskmelon)
Lineage: Eukaryota; Viridiplantae; Streptophyta; Magnoliopsida; Cucurbitales; Cucurbitaceae
Product: arabinogalactan protein 23-like
Exons: 1
Coding region: 122-304 (60 amino acids)
Source: RefSeq, a predicted model, not a curated record
GCUUUUCGUUAUUCCUCGGGCAGCAAUAUCCACCAAUCAAAGGCUUCUUCGGUUCGAUCUCUCUCAUCUCAACCGAAGAAAGCCAAUUCCGUCUCAAUCUCAUCACAUCAUUUCAUCAUCAAUGGAAAUGAAGAAGAUCGCUUGCGCUGCUCUUUUCGCCGCUGCUGCCGUCAGCGCCGCGGUGGCUGCCGAUGAGUCUAUCUCUCCCGCCGCCGCCCCAGGGCCGAGCAGCGCCGCCUCCGCAGCUCUCCCCGUUCUCGGUGCCUCAGUUGUUUCCUUUGUUGCUGCUUACUUCUUGAACUGAAGCCCCCGUUGGAGAGGGAGAGAUUAAUGUAUUUCAAAUUUCAAAUUUUAUGUUUUAUGUUCAUUUUUCUUUAAUGUGUUUAUUUCCAUGGAUGAUGACGAUGAUGAUGUGACGUGACGUCAUAUAUUAAUUGAAAACAAUAAUAAUAAAAAAAAAGAAAAAAAGGAAUCCGGAUUCGUUAUAUUUA